AUGUCAUCUAACAACGUCCUCCAACAGUCUAAAGUCCAACCGACCGCCUCUGCUCCAACCCAGCCACAUCCACCCUCAUUCCUCCAGAAGAAAGGUCUCUUGGGAGGAGCAGGAAGAGGUGGUGCAGCCUCGAUAGUCUCUCCUACGGAUAAUGUCCUUUCACCAUGUUCAGCUAAAUUGAGUGGAGCCAAACAGAGACAUUUCCAAAAAGGAAAACCUAUGCUUCUCGCUAGUCAACUCUCUCAAAUCGCUUCGUCAAAUUCCAACUCAAGUGUCAAAUCAGAUGCCAAGAUUGAUUUCUGA
Molecule: messenger RNA, 303 nt
Organism: Kwoniella botswanensis
Lineage: Eukaryota; Fungi; Basidiomycota; Tremellomycetes; Tremellales; Cryptococcaceae
Exons: 4
Coding region: 1-303 (100 amino acids)
Source: RefSeq, a predicted model, not a curated record